This is a messenger RNA of Ectocarpus sp. CCAP 1310/34, 351 nucleotides long. The record is from the annotation of a GenBank genome assembly. Lineage: Eukaryota; Phaeophyceae; Ectocarpales; Ectocarpaceae.
AUGUUCAACGUCGUCGACAAGAGGUGCGGCCACCCAGGGUGCACUAAAAAGCCAUCCUUUGGUACAGCCGGCAGCAAGAGGGCGGAGUUCUGCUGUCCACACGCGAAGCAAGACAUGGUCAUCGUUCACAGCAAGCGGUGCCACCAUCCUGGGUGCACUACGUGGCCGUCAUUUGGUACAGCCGGCAGCAAAAAGGCGGACUUCUGUUCUCAGCACUCGAAGAAAGACAUGGUCAACGUCGUCGACACGAGGUGCUGCCACCUAGGGUGCACUACGUGGCUGUCAUAUGGCACAGACGGAGGCAAGAACGCCGAGCCGUGUCGUCUGGGCAAGCCAGGGAUGAUCAAAUAA